UUCAUUAACCCCACUUAAAAUCUCUCUCUCUCCCCUCACCUAUAUAUAUAAAAUCCUGCUCCUUUAAUUACUCCCCCUGCAGCUUAAUAAAAUCUACUUCCAAUUUCAGUUGUUAAAUCCAACAUUUUUCCUGCUCCAUUCCUUUCUCCAUUAGCGGAAUCAACAAAUAUUCUCAGAAUCUUGACUAAAUAGUUUAUUCUCUCUCUGGUCUUUUUGUGGACUGCUGGUGUCCUGGCCUCAAAGAACAAAUCAUGUGUCUUGAGGAACUAGAAGAGAAUACUGGACGAGUGACGGAAAGAUCAAGUUUUGGGAAGACCCAGAUGGAGAAAAGUCCUGAUUUGGCUCAGACCCAUCUGCAGUUCCUUCGAUAUCAUGAUAUGGCGGUGUUCAUCUCAUGUUAUAAUUAUGUUGGAAGCAAUAUGUGAGAGCACAACCUCAACAGAAAACGGGGAGAGUCAGCUAACAAGUUUCACUCCAAUCAUCCGGUCAGGGGAGUGGUCUGAUAUUGGCAGUCGCGAUUGUAUGGAAGAUACUCAUGUUUGUAUCUCUGACUUGGCAGAAAAGUUCAGUUGUCAUUCUUCUAGUGAGGAAGUUGUUUCCUUCUUUGGAGUUUUUGAUGGACAUGGAGGAAAAGGUGCUGCAAAUUUUGUCCGUGACAAUUUGCCUAGACUUAUUGUGGAGGAUGCUGAUUUCCCUCUGAAACUCGAAAAAGUUGUUACAAGGUCAUUUGUGCAGACUGAUGUUCAGUUUGCAGAGUCAUGCUCUCUUGAAUCCACACUAUCUUCUGGAACUACAGCACUCACUGCAAUGAUUUUUGGCAGAUCUUUACUAGUCGCCAAUGCUGGUGACUGCCGAGCAGUACUCUCUCGUCUCGGUUCAGCCAUAGAAAUGUCCAAAGAUCACAGGCCUUGCUGCCUCAAAGAAAGAAAACGCAUUGAAUCCCUUGGAGGCUAUAUCGAUGAUGGAUAUCUAAAUGGCCAACUCGGAGUAACCCGAGCUCUUGGAGACUGGCACAUCGAAGGCAUGAAAGAGAUCAAUUCACCGCACGGCCCCCUCAGUGCCGAGCCGGAGCUCAAAAUGAUAACUCUAACAAAAGACGACGAGUUCUUGAUUAUAGGCAGUGAUGGUUUAUUUGAUGUGUUCACGAACCAAAACGCAGUAGAUUUUGCUCGCAGGAGACUUCAAGAACAUAAUGAUGUGAAAGUUUGUUGCAAGGAAUUGGUUGAGGAGGCAAUGAGGCGAGGAGCUGUAGAUAAUUUAACUGUUGUUUUGGUUUGCUUUCACUCGGAGCCUCCGGCGAAAAUUAUUGUGAAUAGAUUGAGGGUUCGGAGGAGUAUAUCGGCUGAAGGGCUGAAGAGCCUUAGAUUUCUCUUGGAAGAUUGAGUUCAUUUGGUUCAUCAUUCUUGGUCUGGGAGGUAUUAUGUAUAUUUAUGGUGGGGUAAGUUCCACGAAACACCCUGGAGAAGUUUGGCCCAAUUUGAGAUAAACCCCAAAAAUUUUGGAAGUGUCGUCAACGUCCAAAACUUUUCAAAUAACCCCAAAAUGUCAGGGUUUACCUGAAAAUAGAUUCAGAAAAAUGCAAAAGUAUUGGGGGUUAAGUGACAUUUUCCAUAACUUUUAGGGGAUUACUCAAGAUGGGCCAAACUUUUUUUCUUUUUGGCUGGGUUAUUAGUGAAAUUUACCCUUUUAUGUUACUACGAUUAGCAACUAUAUAUGUUGAUCUAUAUUCUGAGCUAUAAGCUUGCAGAAGCUAUUUAUGGGUCUGUAAAUUAAGGGGAAGAAGUUACGGGAGGUCUGGCUGCGUUGAGGGAUUAAGACUUUGGCGGUGUUUCUGUUUGUUUGUCUGUAAAUAAGGUGGAAUUCUGAUGCUGAGAGUGCAUCAGUAUAGCACUGGACUGUCAUUGAUCAAUUAUUCAAUUAAGAUAUCUAAUUGUUUAUACGUA
Asparagus officinalis (garden asparagus) is the source of this 1943-nucleotide messenger RNA. Its product is annotated as probable protein phosphatase 2C 27. The coding region runs from base 373 to 1383 and encodes 336 amino acids. The record is from RefSeq and is a predicted model, not a curated record. Gene Ontology annotation, molecular function: protein serine/threonine phosphatase activity; cation binding. Gene Ontology annotation, biological process: protein dephosphorylation. NCBI's taxonomy places the organism in Eukaryota, Viridiplantae, Streptophyta, Magnoliopsida, Asparagales, Asparagaceae. The transcript has 5 exons.